AUCCCACAACCUACAAUCAAAACCCAUCUCAGUCUCCAUUUUCUGAAUGAUCUAUCAAUUAUAAAAUCAAGAAUUUCUGAAUAAAUUGCUAAAAUAAAUAUCGGAAAAUAUAUUCAAAGGCUUUUCAAAUCCUGUCCGCGUCACUACUACGUUUACUUCCCUUUCACCUGUUCCUCCCACUAAUUGCGCCUCUCGUCUCUCUCUCUCUCUCUCUCACUAGACACACAGUUACCUCCUUAUGUCCAAACGACAAACAUUAUCAGACAGCACCAUCACUUACCAUGUCCGCCCUCUCCCUCGUCAUCCUCUUCUCUCUCCUCCCCUCCCUCUCCUCCUACCCCUUCAACUACAGCGUCCACAUUGACUGCGGCGGACUCGUCAAUUCCAGCGACGCCUUCCACACCGCCUGGCUCUCCGACCGAUUCUACUCCGGCGGUGCCACCUCCGUCGUCUCCGAACCGCUCCGCUUCCUUCACCAGCAGGAGAAGACGCUCCGCUACUUCCCCAUCUCCUCCGGCAAGAAGAACUGCUACUCCAUCCCCACCGCCGCCGCCGAGGGCCGCUACUUCUUCCGCACCUUCACCGUCUACGACAACUUCGACGGCAAGGCGCACUCCCCCUCCUUCGACGUCUCCGUCGAGGGCACUCUCGUCUUUUCCUGGAGAUCCCCAUGGCCCGAAUCCGUCUCCCGCUCCGGCGCCUACUCCGAUCUCUUCUUCUACCACAACGACUCCGCCAUCGACGUUUGCUUCUACAGCAUUGCCACCGAUCCGCCGGUAAUCGGCUCCUUGGAGCUCACCCAAAUUGACCCGCAAGCUUACACCUUUGAGUAUGCCAACAACUCCACCAAUUAUAUUCUCGUCAAUUACGGUAGAUUUUCGUCCGGCUCGGAUCAAUGGGGCCCCGGAUUCAGCAACGACACCGAUUUCUUCAGCCGAUCGUGGCAGUCCGGUGCGGAUUUCCGGCCAUCAUCCGUCUCCACUGCAAACGGGGCGGAAAUCAAAGCGAUUUCCGCGAUUAAACCAAUCGCGAAUGUCGAAUUGAGCCCUAAUUACUUCCCCGAGAAGCUUUACCAGACCGCGAUAAUGGCGCAGGGAAAUGGGGGCGGGAUUUUGGAGUACGAAUUGCAGGUGGAUGCGAAGCUUGAUUAUUUGCUGUGGUUCCAUUUCGCUGAGAUUGAUGUGAGCGUGAGCAAGGCGGGGCAGAGGGUGUUUGAUGUGAUUGUGAACGAGGAGAAUGUGAGCAGAGUUGAUGUGUUCGACAAAGUCGGUGGCUUUGCUGCUUAUGAUUUCAGCUAUGUUGUCAAGAAUUUGAGUAACACUCUUUUGACUGUGAGGUUGGAAUCGGUUGUGGGCGCGCCCAUCAUUUGCGGUCUUGAGAAUUAUGCCAUCGUGCCCGUUGAUCUCAAGACUCUUCCUGAUCAGGUUACUGCUAUGAAAGCACUGAAGGAAUCACUGCGGGUGCCUGAUAGAAUGGGUUGGAAUGGAGAUCCAUGUGCCCCGACUACUUGGGAUGCUUGGGAGGGUGUUACAUGUCAUCCAUUGAAAGACCAGGCCCUUGUCAUCUCGCAAAUAGAUCUUGGAAGCCAAGGCUUGAAAGGUUAUAUAAGUGACAAAAUUAGUCUAUUGGCGAAUUUGGUAAGCCUGAACUUGAGUUCAAAUUCCUUGGUAGGGGAGUUACCCUCAGGGUUGGGUCAAAAGUCUCUGGUGAAGCUUGAUUUAUCGGAUAACAAAUUUACUGGAUUCAUACCAGAUAGUCUAACUUCUUCCAGCCUGCAGCUCGUGUUACUGAACGAUAACUUAUUGGAAGGGCGAGUUCCUGAAGAACUUUACUCGAUUGGGGUUCAUGGUGGCACUAUAGAUCUCUCUGCUAACAAAGGAUUGUGUGGUGUGCCCUCGCUGCCCGAAUGUCCUCUGUUCUGGGGAAAACACGGCCUCUCCACCGGGGGGAAAGUUGCAAUAGGCGUCUCGUGUCUGGUAGUAGUUUCUGCUCUGCUAUUCGGGAUAUACUACUGCGUUGUCAUAAGGAGACGCAAUGACUAUGACUUUGGUUUGCCUCACGAACUCAUGUCUCUUGCUGCAAAGAGAAAUCGAUACCACCGACAAAAAUCUUUGAUGGCUCUGGAAAUGGAGAGCCAGCAUGCUAAAGGGUUCAUACCAACUUACAAUGUGAGUUGAUGGAUGCGGAGGUGUUGUAUACAGAGAUACAGAUUUUUAUAGGUAUAUGGAUGGAAUUCGAGCAGUGGUGGCCGGAAAAAAUGGUGCUGCUGUGCUGCUUACUGGCUGAGGAAGAUCUGAUGCAGGAAGGCAGAUUGUGUUAGAGAUUUGAGUGUUGGGAAAACCACAUUGUUUUGUUAAUAUUUGUGGCAAAUUAUUUGGAUCAACAUAGCAGAGGUGAUAUGCCAGUUUUUGCUCUUUAGUCAGUCAGCAUACCAUGUAAAAUUAUAUUUAUUCAGUGCGAAAGCAACAAUCUAUAGCAAUACCAUGUGUUUAUUAUA
Messenger RNA from Salvia miltiorrhiza (redroot sage), 2497 nucleotides. Its product is annotated as receptor-like protein 4. The transcript is spliced from 9 exons. Bases 282 to 2177 code for a protein of 631 amino acids. NCBI's taxonomy places the organism in Eukaryota, Viridiplantae, Streptophyta, Magnoliopsida, Lamiales, Lamiaceae. Gene Ontology annotation, molecular function: protein binding. The record is from RefSeq and is a predicted model, not a curated record.